Molecule: messenger RNA, 2540 nt
Organism: Cryptococcus deneoformans JEC21
Lineage: Eukaryota; Fungi; Basidiomycota; Tremellomycetes; Tremellales; Cryptococcaceae
Exons: 2
Coding region: 5-2338 (777 amino acids)
Source: RefSeq, a predicted model, not a curated record
CGCGAUGCCCCCCGCCGACGACCUCACACCACAGAGCGCACACCUCCUCCUCGCCUCCCUGCGCAACCUCAGGACAUCCCUCACACACACCCUCGACCGCCUCGACGCCACCAUCCUCCGUGUCCACGCAAGGGCAGCCUUGUCCACCCUCCCACAACAGGCGGCACUCGGCACUCCGGGUCGUGCGCCCGCAACUGCCCCGCACGCUGCAGGAAAUGGCCCGGGAGAACAGCCCGUGGAAACGCGCCUGCAGGCUGAUCCAUGGGUUCUCAGGGCGCAGACAGUGGAAAAUCGGAUCAUGAGGCUGAGACAGACCGCUAGAGAGCUUCGUGAGCGUGCUGAAGCCAGUGACGGACGUGCACUGCCGGCUGUUCUUGGUCAGGAGCCUGCAGAUAGGAUUCCCGAGAGUGCGAAUAACGAUAAUGUCAGUGGUGGCCAAGCCAUGUUGACAUUCAUCGACUCUAUCAGGCAAGAUCAGGCUCAGAUCGAAAAUGGGAUGCGACGCCUUGACGCUCUCAGCACGCACCUGGUUUCUCAGAGGCCCAACUUGAGCAGCGCUGCAGCAAAUAACAGCAGCAACGUUUCCAGCCGUCAGACGAGCAACAUUGUCCGUCAGAGUACACCAAGGCCCUAUAAUCGUCCGCGUGGUUUAGCGCCCACGAACAGUCGCUCUGCCUACCCUGAUCCCGAAAGGGUAGCCUCCAAUAAUGUCAGUCCUCGUCGCGCAUCAUCCCCUGCGUCGACCAUUCGUGCAUCUGACCAGAAUCAUCUUGGGUCUGGAGGUGCAGGGCGCAAUACUGGCUCUCGGGAACACAAUCCUCUAUCGGAGAUUGUCUCGGAUGUACAGCGAGAGAGCAGUGCGAUGGACAGUCCAUCUUCAGAAACAUUUGACCCGCUCGGAGAUGGUCCUUCAACCAGAGGUGUAACAGCUCUUCCUAGGGAUUCGGAUAACCGCGAAUUUGAUUUCCGUUCUCUAUUCGAUUCCCCUCUAGGAUCUCCAAUCCCCUUUGUCGGCGGUUCGUCCUCGAGUGUCCGCAUAAGAGACGUUAAUAACGGCGGCAAUGCUGCAGAUGACAGCCUGACACGCCGUGGACGCACGGUCCAUCAGCGUAUGAACAAUUCUCAACCUCAGCGUCAGCCCCAAUUACCUCGGCCUGGUAUCCUUCCCGAUAUGCGUGAGCUUCGCCGAUUUAACGAAAUAACUCGGCAGUCGAAUUUUCGUUCGGCGCCCGAACGUUUUACCUUGUUUUUCGAUGAGAUUCGUCCCGAGCAUCUGGAAAGAACACACUCUCCCCCCGAUAGAAGAGUAGAGGAUCAGCAGGGGCCAUUGAGGGCAGAAUCGCACGCAGCAGCUUCAAGCUCAGUCACGGACGAUGUCGAUUCAUCUCGUCAUGAUAAUGCAAGAUCAGCCCUUGCUGAGAGGACGGGGGCUCAACCGCCAGGUCUCGACGCCACACCAUCAUCGCUUUUUAAUCAAUACACUUUGCCGCCCCGAAAUACUCGGAAUCAGGAUGACACUGCGUUUGAAGAACGCAUGGAGCGUAUUAGAAAUGCCAGGGCAAGUCUGAGGCAGGUUAAUCAAUUAAGGCGGGAUAUGCGUACUGUGCGAGGUGGUGCUCCACCGGCUCCGGGGAUGGGCACCGCAGAAUCGCCCGUUGCGUCAGUCGAUACCACUGUCUCAAGUGGAAUUCGGGCGCCUCUCACGCGAGAUUCGGAUGUAGAUCAGGAUCCUCGACGUAGAGAUGGUACAGCAAGUAGCCCGCGUACCCGACUGGCGCCAACUGUCAAUAAUACGCUUCAGCUUGAUCCCACCGAUCCGACUGACCCCUGGAACACUGAUACCUCGUUCCAGGGUGCGAUGGAAACGCUUCAUAAUGCUCUAGCAGGCGAAUUAGAGCGUAGACAUUGGGUUAUUCAGUCAGAGACUGUUGACAGCAAUGACAGGGAGCGGCGUCAGCACCACGAUUUGGGUGACGACGGUAUAGGUCUGGAUGUGUUCGUUUUCGAAGUGGGAGCGACAGAACGGGGGUCCACUCCUGAACGAGAGGCGGCCGUCGCAGAUGUAAGAAGAAGUGGAGGGGAUUCGAUGGUCGGGGAGAGUGAAAGAAGGGAUGAAGAGCUGCUGGAAGGCAAUGUGGAUGAGGAACACGAAGAAGAUCAAGACGAAGAACAAGACUCUAGGACCCGACGGGAUAUGGGGCUUUCAAACCGUAGGGUGUCGAUGAAAGAGUGUUAUCAAGUAAACCUCCAUCUGUGGCCCGGUACGGCGGGUUGGGGGAAUUCUCGAGGGGGAGGAUGUCCCUGUCGGGAGGCGACUAUAGAACCGUCGCAGAUUUAACUGUGUAAAUAUAAUACUCUUGUUGAAGGCUGUCACUUAUCAGCCUCUCUGUUUCCCUGCUAUUUAUAUCCUCCAGUGUCCAUUAUUGUCUCAAACAGGAGUAAUAACUUGUGGAAAGACAGGGGUGGAUUAAUAAUUAUAUUAUUUCUCGCCAUAGAACUGGGGUUUGGAAUGGGCAGUAUGUAUAUGCAUGUAGUGACUG